Molecule: messenger RNA, 312 nt
Organism: Emiliania huxleyi CCMP1516
Lineage: Eukaryota; Haptophyta; Isochrysidales; Noelaerhabdaceae
Exons: 2
Coding region: 1-312 (103 amino acids)
Source: RefSeq, a predicted model, not a curated record
AUGAAAGCGCACAAGCAAGAGAGGCGCGGCCAUGGUGCAGGCAACGUUACAGCCGGCAACGCCAGCGCCGAGCAGCGGACGGCGGCUGACCGACUGCUGACCGAGGCAGCGCCCACGGCAGCGCCCACGGCAGCGCCCACAGCAGCACCCACGGCAGCACCCACGGCAGCGCACACGGCUUGGCUGGCCAUGUCAGCCGCGCAGGGACCCUCCCGCGGGUCCAACCCGAAGCGCUCGACCGCUCGACAGCGCAAGUCGGCUGACGGAGCGAGCCGCAUAGCCCUCCAGUGCUCACCGCAGGAUCAGGCCUGA